Messenger RNA from Bufo gargarizans (Asiatic toad), 1512 nucleotides. RefSeq names its product SET and MYND domain-containing protein 5. Gene Ontology annotation, molecular function: histone H4K20 methyltransferase activity; protein binding. Bases 29 to 1255 code for a protein of 408 amino acids. The transcript is spliced from 13 exons. The record is from RefSeq and is a predicted model, not a curated record. NCBI's taxonomy places the organism in Eukaryota, Metazoa, Chordata, Amphibia, Anura, Bufonidae.
GGGUCACAGGUCAUUCCUUUUUUCCAUCAUGGCCGCCUCCAUGUGCGACGUGUUCGCCUUUUGUGUGGAGCCGAUGCCGGCCCGGCGGGCGGUGGAGAUCCGCUUCAUCAACAGCGGCAAGGGACGGGGUCUGUUUGCCGCCCGGAGUAUCCGGAAGGGGGACACGAUAUUUCAGGAGAAGCCGCUGGUGUCGGCCCAGUUCCAGUGGAACGCGCUGUACAGAUACCGAGCCUGCGACCACUGUCUGCGAUCUCUGGAGACGGCGGAGGAGAACGCCCAGAGACUGUCCGCCAAUGUCCACGUCACGCUCCCCUACCCAGAGCUCUGCAGCGUCCAGAAUGGGCUCCACCAGCAGUGCCCUCAGUGCCAGGUAUCAUACUGCAGCGCCGAGUGUCUCCGAGCUGCCAGAGAACAAUACCACCAGGUCCUGUGUCUGGGGUCCUCCCGGGACAACCCCCAACAUCCACUCAAUAAACUGGAGGAUGCAUGGAGGAACAUCCAUUACCCCCCGGAGACGGCCAGCAUCAUGCUUAUGGCCAGGAUGGUGGCUUCUGUCAAGCAGGCCAAGGACAAGGACUGGUGGCCGCAGCUCUUCUCCCAGUUCUGUAGCAAAACGGCCAACGAGGAAGAGGAGAUCGUCCACAAGCUGCUGGGAGACAAGUUUAAGGGACAGCUGGAUCACCUGCGUCGCCUCUUCAUGGAGGCCUUGUAUGAGGAGCGAGUCAGCCGGUGGUUUACUCCGGACGGCUUCCGCUCCCUUUUCGCUCUCGUUGGAACCAAUGGGCAGGGAAUCGGCACCAGCUCGCUGAGUCAGUGGGUUCAUGCGUGCGACGCCCUGGAACUGCCAACAGAGGAGAGAGAGCGGCUGGACGCCCUGAUAGACCAGCUGUACAAGGACAUAGAGAAAGAGACCGGGGAGUUCCUGAACUGUGAAGGCUCGGGGCUGUACAUGCUGCAGAGCUGCUGUAAUCACAGCUGUGUCCCCAACGCCGAGGCAUCAUUCCCUGACAACAACUAUCUGCUGCACCUGACUGCACUGGAGGACAUCCAGCCCGGGGAGGAGAUCUGCAUUAGUUAUCUGGACUGCUGCCAGAGAGAGCGGAGCCGACAUAGCCGACACAAGGCCCUCAGGGAGAACUAUCUGUUUGUCUGCUCCUGUCCCAAGUGCCUAUCGCAGUCUGAGGACCCGGACGUGACCUCCGAGGAAGAGGAUGAGGAAGACGCGGAGCUGGAGGAUGAGAUGACGGAUGUGUGACACAGACCGCCUCCCACCAAACCCCACAAUCCAGCACUUGAAUUGGCUUUGCCUGUUACCGCUAUUCACAUCUUUCCACUAAACUUUUAUACAUAAACUCUCCCCGACACAGACCCCCCCCGAGUACGGGGGAGGGGCAGGUGCUGCAUGGGCUCCUCCCCCAACAAACAUCCACAUUCAUACUGGUCAAUUGUGAUAAGCAUUUUAUAGGAUUGGCAGACAAAAUACUAAAUUAUUUCUAUACAGUUCUCCGGCAA